Messenger RNA from Haliaeetus leucocephalus (bald eagle), 4657 nucleotides. It is a transcript of the gene SEL1L, whose product is annotated as sel-1 suppressor of lin-12-like (C. elegans). Gene Ontology annotation, molecular function: protein binding. NCBI's taxonomy places the organism in Eukaryota, Metazoa, Chordata, Aves, Accipitriformes, Accipitridae. The coding region runs from base 24 to 2378 and encodes 784 amino acids. Gene Ontology annotation, biological process: ERAD pathway. Gene Ontology annotation, cellular component: endoplasmic reticulum membrane. The record is from RefSeq and is a predicted model, not a curated record. The transcript has 21 exons.
CGGCCCCUCAGGAGCCCGGCGGGAUGGGGCGGCGGGCGCGCCUCGGGCUGGUGCUGUGCCUCGCGGCGCUGUGGCUAGAUGAAGAGGGAAAUCAAGAUGAAUCACUGGAGUCAAAGACUUUAUCUGCAGAGGACCAGGUAAAGGACCAUUCUACAGGAACUCGAGUAGUAGCAGGUCAGAUCUUCCUUGAAUCAGGGAAAUCAGACUCUCAAUCGGAGGAUGAAGAGAACUUUCACAGUCAAGAGGAGGAAAAAGAGAGUUCGCUGGAAGAGUUGAACUCUCUAGAAAUGUCAAAUCUAUUAAAUAAAGAUUUGGAAGAAGCAGAAAUACAGAGUCCAGUUUUGACAGCUAUUGGAGGCACAGCAGAUGGUGAACCUUGCCACUUCCCCUUUUUGUUUAUGGAGAAGGAGUAUGCAGAGUGCACUGCAGAUGGGAGGGAGGAUGGCAGGCUUUGGUGUGCAACAACCUAUGAUUACAAGAAAGAUCAAAAGUGGGGCUUCUGUGAAACUGAAGAGCAGUCUAAUAAGAGAAGGCAGAUGCAAGAAGCUGAGGAUGUUUAUCAGACUGGAAUGAAAAUCCUUAAUGAAAGCAGUAAAAAGGCUCAGAAGAAAGAAGCGUAUCAAUAUCUUCUGAAAGCAGCUGACAUGAAUCAUACCAAGGCAAUGGAGAAAGUGUCUUAUGCUUUGUUGUUUGGGGAUUACCUGAAGCAGAACAUCCAGUCAUCAAAAGAACUAUUUGAAAAACUAACAGAAGAAGGUUCUCCUAAAGGACAAAUGGCUCUUGGAUUUCUAUAUGCAUCUGGUCUAGGCGUCAAUUCUAGUCAAGCUAAGGCCCUGGUGUAUUACACUUUCGGAGCUUUAGGAGGAAAUCUGAUCGCCCAUAUGAUCUUGGGUUACCGGUACUGGGCUGGGAUAGGAGUCCUUCAAAGUUGUGAAUCUGCUCUCACUCACUACCGACUUGUAGCUAAUCACGUUGCUAGUGACAUUUCUUUGACUGGUGGCACAGUGGUUCAGCGAAUUCGCUUAGCAGAUGAAGUAGAAAAUCCAGGAAUGGCAAGUGGGAUGCUAGAAGAAGACUUGAUUCAGUAUUAUCAGUUUUUAGCAGAGAAAGGAGAUGUACAAGCACAGGUUGGCCUUGGACAGUUGCACUUGCAUGGAGGAAGAGGAGUAGAGCAAAAUCAUCAGCGAGCAUUUGAGUACUUCAAUCAAGCAGCUAAUGCUGGCAAUUCACAUGCCAUGGCCUUUCUAGGAAAGAUGUACUCAGAAGGAAGUGAUGUUGUACCUCAGAGCAAUGAAACAGCUCUUCAGUAUUUCAAGAAAGCUGCUGAUAUGGGUAAUCCAGUUGGACAGAGUGGAUUAGGAAUGGCUUAUCUCUACGGAAGAGGUGUUCCAGUGAACUAUGAGCUAGCGCUGAAGUAUUUCCAGAAGGCUGCAGAACAGGGAUGGGUUGAUGGACAACUUCAACUAGGUUCCAUGUAUUACAAUGGCAUUGGAGUCAAGAGAGACUAUAAACAAGCUUUGAAAUAUUUUAACUUGGCCUCCCAGGGUGGCCACAUUCUGGCUUUUUAUAAUCUGGCUCAGAUGCAUGCUACUGGCACUGGAGUGAUGCGAUCCUGUCAUACUGCUGUUGAGCUGUUUAAGAAUGUAUGUGAACGGGGGCGUUGGUCUGAAAGACUGAUGACUGCAUACAACAGCUAUAAAGAUGGUGAUUCAAAUUCUGCUGUGGUUCAAUACCUUCUUCUGGCAGAACAAGGCUAUGAAGUUGCACAAAGCAAUGCUGCUUUCAUACUUGAUCAGAAAGAAGCUAGCAUAGUAGGAGAAAAUGAAACCUAUCCUCGAGCUUUGCUUCACUGGAAUAGAGCAGCUUCUCAAGGAUAUACUGUUGCAAGAAUUAAACUUGGAGAUUACCAUUUUUAUGGUUUUGGUACUGAUGUUGACUAUGAAACUGCAUUUAUUCACUAUCGACUGGCAUCAGAGCAACAGCACAGUGCCCAAGCAAUGUUUAAUCUGGGCUACAUGCAUGAGAAGGGAUUGGGCAUUAAGCAGGAUAUUCAUCUUGCAAAACGAUUCUAUGACAUGGCAGCUGAAGCAAGCCCAGAUGCUCAGGUUCCAGUCUUCCUAGCACUUUGCAAGCUUGGAGUGAUUUAUUCCUUGCAGUAUGUACGAGAAAUCAAUAUAAGGGAGAUAUUCUCACAUAUUGAUAUGGACCAGCUGCUGGGGCCUGAGUGGGACCUUUACCUUAUGACCAUCAUCGCCUUGCUUCUGGGAACAAUUAUAGCUUACAGACAAAGGCAACAUCAGGCAAUUCCCAGACCAGCAGGACUGCGGCCAGCUGUGCCUCAACAAGAACCACCACCAGAGCACCAACCACCGCAAUAGCAACAAGAGCCUCAGUGAAAGAACUGGAUUUUUUCCUAAAGGAACAAUUUUCAUUGUGAUUUAGGACUUUGGAUCAACAGUCCCUCCCCCAAAAGAGGCGCAAAGAGGUUUAAAAAAAAAAAAGUCUGAAAGCUGCUUAGAAUGAUGCCUUUUUUUCAGGGAUAAGAAAAUUCUUUUGAAACUGAUUUGAAUGUUAUUUCAGUGCCAAUGGAAUAACACUAUGGCUUUUUUCAUGGAAACACAAGAGUGCUACUACAAAAAUGUUGCCUGCUGUAUCUAGUUCCUCUUUAUUCAGAGUCCUUUUCAUCUCCUAGAGAGAGCAGAAGGCUAGCAUUGGAAGGUUUUUGCCUGCUUGAUAGCAGCUGCCCUAUAUAAAAAUAAUAAUAAUAAUUUUAUGUCUAAUUUAAAUCCAAGAAGCUGAACUAUAUUCAAACUCUAAAAAGACUAGAGCUGUAUGAACUUAUAUUCUGAUCUGCGUCCCAAGUAUUUCUACAGUCCUUAUUUUGUUAUUUCUUAAUAUUUCUUACACUUUGGUCUUUUAUGCUGUCUUGGAUGGUUUAACAUGGAUUAUUUAUAAACUCUGUAAAACUAAGCCAGCAAACAUGCCACUCUCCAUUUGUGCUUUUUUGUUUUGAGUAUUUUCCUCUAUUCCCCUUAGACUAGACAGUUCUCAGCAGACAGUAUGUAGCCCAGGAAGGCAGACUGGGACAGAUUGGGUCUGUAAAGCUCAUCACUUUAAAACUAUACAUGCAGUGCCCAGAUCUCACAUCCUUCUAAAACUUUUUUGGAGCCUGUGUGCUUUGCAAUACUUCAUGACAUAAAAACAAAUUGGUAGUGUUCCUAAAUUGUUUAAACUUGCUUUUACAAAGAGGCUGAGUCUAGGCUGCAGAAAGCACCAGUAUUGUUGUGGACACUGAAGACAGAGCCAGAAAUCUCAGUGAGUUAGCUUACUUUUUUGGUUUGGGGUGUUUUUUUGUUUUAGAGGUGGGAAUUCUGUAUUUAAUUUUCAGCAAUCCUGUAAGUGAUCUGCACUGCAAGAAGGAAGUAUGUGUGGUAUCUUAUGCAUUCAUCUGUUUAAUUCAUCUACAAAAAAGGGCCCCAAAGAUGCAUAUUCUCUGCAAAAGGGCAUGGGCUUAUGCCAGUGAUGCUACUCCAAAGUUUGGCUGACUGAUAAAAAUUGUAUGUUAGAUUACAGCAGUGCGCUGGCUGUUGCCAACCUGUUUUGUACCUGGCAUACAUGGGAAAGUCAAAACAACAUCUCUGGCUGUGCCAUCUUGAGGAUCCCUUGUAACAAGAAAAUCCAAAGAGAAAGACGACUAAUGGUUUAUGGCUUCUUGAUACCACUAGGUCAAUGCAAAGGCCUUUUAAUGAGUGUAAAGAAUACGACCUGUGGACUGAUGUUUCUAGACUGCAAGAGGAAUCCUCGCUUAGUAAUGAUGUUCUUUGAACUAUAAUUUCAGGGGUUGGGGCUUGGAAGCAGUGGGGGAAUAGCUUAGAUGCAAGAAAUGCAGAAGUUUCUGUUCUUAUUUACCAACGGCCAUUAAAUAUUUGUUUCUGUACUAGCAUUAAACCCUCUGAAUAUACUGUCCUAAAGCUGAAUGAAAUACAAAUGAGGAGGCUUUAGCUGCUUUCUGACAAAAGCUGUUGUGUUUAAAGGGUUAAGGGCUUCCUUUCAUGCAAAUCUUUUUCCAGUGGAUUGGCAGCAACAUAUCAAUAUGCUUUAUUUAGCAUUGAGAUUUUGGUAUGGUUUCAUACUUAGUACAUUUGUAAGGAGACCCUUGCACAAUAUAUCUGUAGUUUGGGAAAGAAGAUAAGCAAUCCACUCUUUUGUAAACUGAAAUAUCAUGGAUGACUAGUAUUAAAAUAUAGGUAGAACUUCUCAGUACUUCAAAAUGCUUAUGCUGGUUAUGUGACGACAAAUCUUUGAUUUUAGUUUGGAGGGUUGCAGCAUGUGAUAGAGGAAUGUCUUGUUCAGUCUUAAUCACCAUUAGCAGAUGGAACAGUAUUGAACUUAAAUGUAGUGUCUAAAAUGUACAGCACUCCCCAGCUGCAUUUCUAAGGUAUCUGUGACUUCUGAACGCUCCCUCUGAAGUAUUUUUGCCUCUGUCACUUAAUAGCUCUUUUUAGCUUGGCAUGAAUAAAUUAAAGAUUAUAUGGAAAAUGUUUUUCAGUUAAAUACCACUGGUUCAUUAGUAUUGGUCUUUCAGAAUGUUUAACAAUUUUGUUACUGUGUUAGUAAAUGUUUUGGUUGUUUGAUCUAUUAGAACUAAAUUCUAAAA